UCUCUGAAGGAUUCUCUCUCUAGAAUUCAUCAACUAAAGAGAGCUUUUCUCGUGCGAUAUUUUGUUGUUGUCGUCGUUGGUUUACAUUCUCUGGACUCCUUUUUCCCAUUUCGACAGCUCUCUCAUCUCUCUAUCUCUCUCUUUCUGAAGCGCUUGUUCACGACUCUCUGCUUCUCUUCCCUUCGCAUUUCGCUCCAACGUCGGGGAAUUACGCCAGUCGAGCUCCGUAUGCUGGACUCUUUCCUUUCUUGGUGACGAAGGAGCAAGACCCAUAUGGGAAUUGUCUUUCAAUUCCUUCGGAUCAUCGAGAUUGGAAGGGAUUCUCUUCAAAGGGGUUCUGCUUUGAGACGGGGGUUCUGCUUUAGAGGGCGGGUGCCAUUUCACCUUGGGCUACAUAGAUCUAUCUGCUGUUUGUCUUGGGCGUGCGCUUUUUCGGCCUUCUCCUUUUAGUUGGUUCAGACAUAGGAGCAAAGGGUGUGAAAUCUUUAAUUAUUAGGCUGAAAGAGACGAGCUUUGCGGCCAUGCAGAGACACUCUGUUGUGCAACAGUGAGCUUAGGAUGGAUGUGCUUCAGUUUGCUGCUUCCAGUUCAUUCUGUGUGAAUCAGUGCGGUGAUCGAGAUUUCAGAUACAUUGUGAUGACUUGGUUCGAAGUCUGUAAUUUGUGAUGAUGAAUGAACUGGUGGAUUGGCGGAUUAGUCGCUGCUUUAAGCUGUCAAUGGAAGAGGUACUUUAGAAGAUGUUGGUGAAAAACUAGCAGAUUAAUCCCCAGUGUUCAAUACCCGCUUCGUGUGAACUUCCUCCCGGUAGUUGGUGACGGAUUCGACUAGGGAAAACAGCGAGUGUGGCUGUCUGGCUGGUCUGGAGUGCUUGCUGAACAUCAUCAGGGCGCUGAAAGGGGGCUCUUGCUUGCCGGCAGAAAGCAGGAGCCCCGUCCCUGGCUCGCCGGCGACAACUAGGACAUCCUCAAAGAAAGGACCUGAUGGACCAUUGCACAAGGUUCCAGGGAGGAUGUUCUUGAACGGUUCCAGCGAGGUCGCCUCUCUUUUCACUCUUCAAGGAAAGAAAGGGACCAACCAGGAUGCCAUGAUUGUCUGGGAGAACUUCGGGUCCAGGACAGACACGAUAUUCUGUGGUGUCUUUGAUGGACACGGUCCAUAUGGUCAUUUGGUGGCAAGGAGAGUCAGGGAUUCUCUUCCAAUGAAAGUGGGUGCUAACUGGAAAGUCAACCUAAACAGUGAAGACGUCCUCAGAGAGAUCAGCAUCAACACCACGGGAAGCAUGUCUCCUGGAGCGACUGCCUUUAUAUCUGCUGGUGAAGAACCGAGGGCCUCUGCUGAGCUCGAGGAAACUGAAAAGCAGGUGGAGAUCUUCCAAGCGCUGAAAGAAUCAUUUUUCAAGGCUUUUAAAGCCAUGGAUAGAGAACUCAGAAUGCAAAGGAAAAUUGAUUGCUUCUGCAGUGGCACUACCGCAGUUACAUUAGUCAAACAGGGUCAUUAUGUUGUCAUCGGUAAUGUGGGAGACUCCAGAGCUGUCCUCGGUACACGAGAUAAAGAUGGCUAUCUUAUUGCAGUUCAGUUGACCGUGGAUCUAAAACCCAGCAUUCCAGCGGAAGCAGAGAGGAUUCGCAGAUGCAGGGGGAGAGUUUUUGCACUUAAGGAUGAACCAGAAGUUGUCAGGGUUUGGUUGCCAAACAAUAACUCUCCUGGCCUCGCAAUGGCUCGGGCUUUUGGAGAUUUCUGCCUUAAAAAUUUUGGUCUAAUCUCUGUGCCUGAUUUGUCAUGUCUCUGCCUAAGUGAGAAAGAUGAAUUUAUUGUCUUGGCUACUGAUGGGAUCUGGGAUGUGCUGUCUAACAGGGAGGUGGUAGAAAUUGUUGCAUCGGCCCCUGCACGUUCCUCUGCAUCAAGAGCACUGGUUGAGUAUGCUGUUAGAGCUUGGAGGCACAAGUACCCUACUUCCAAAGUUGAUGACUGCGCUGCUGUCUGCCUCUUCCUUGAUAUGAGCAACUCAUCUGCUGCUUCCAGUGCAAAGUCCCACGAGCACCUUGCUUCUGUGGAUGAUCAAUCUGAUACGAUCAGUGAGAAAGAUCUGCAGGUCUCAAGACCAAUCCAAAGUGACUCGGAGAUCGCGACUGAAGAAAGCAAUGAAGAUGCAGCAAAGCUGGAAGAAAUGCAGUCAGAAUCAGAAACGGACUGGUCUGCGCUAGAAGGAGUGUCACGUGUGAACACUCUAUUAAAUCUUCCCGUGUUUGUGCCAGUGCGGGAGAGCAAAAGGAAGGAUGCUGGAGAGAGGAGCCAUAUGUAAUCAAGCGCAAGGAAUGUGUGCACCUGUGCUUUUUGUUGACUUAAGUUUCAUCUGAAUAAAACUCUGUAAUCUUUUUUUGUUCUUUUUAGUCACAGAGAUGAUUCUUGGGAGUGUCCAUUAGUGUUGUUAGUUUGUUCCUGGGAGGUGGCCCAGGCUGUAUUAGAAUGUCUGGGGGAUUUUUGCUCUCUGAUGUAUACUACAUAUCAAUUUUUGCAACCACCGUGUCAAUUGUCAUUCUUUGAGAAUUAUGUAUUACAAUGCUUGACAUGAAUGUGGUAGUGUUCAUCUCAGUCA
Molecule: messenger RNA, 2596 nt
Organism: Rhodamnia argentea
Lineage: Eukaryota; Viridiplantae; Streptophyta; Magnoliopsida; Myrtales; Myrtaceae
Product: probable protein phosphatase 2C 33
Exons: 5
Coding region: 1010-2302 (430 amino acids)
Biological process (GO): protein dephosphorylation
Molecular function (GO): protein serine/threonine phosphatase activity
Source: RefSeq, a predicted model, not a curated record